Molecule: messenger RNA, 881 nt
Organism: Pectinophora gossypiella (pink bollworm)
Lineage: Eukaryota; Metazoa; Arthropoda; Insecta; Lepidoptera; Gelechiidae
Gene: Cpr49Ae
Product: endocuticle structural glycoprotein ABD-4-like
Exons: 4
Coding region: 145-543 (132 amino acids)
Cellular component (GO): chitin-based extracellular matrix
Molecular function (GO): structural constituent of chitin-based larval cuticle
Source: RefSeq, a predicted model, not a curated record
UGCAACACUAGACAAACCCGCGUCUCUAUAAAAGGGACAGGUGAUUAGCCGAGCAAGUAGACACCGGCGCACACGCCGCCGCAGCCACCACAUGGGAUAUCACCACUCUUGCGCAUCCUGAACUACUGCACUCCAACCUACGCUAUGACGAUGAGGGCGUUGUUUUUCUUCGGGGUGGUGGCGCUGGCUGCGUCCGCGCCACAGAAGCCCGCGGAUCAGGUGAUUGCGAUCCUCAAACAAGACUUCGAUCAACAGGUCGACGGCUCUUACAGAUACAGCUAUGAGACGGAGAACGGCAUUAAGGCAGAAGAGACUGGGACCCUUAAGAAGACGAGCGGUCCGGACGCCUCCGACGUCAUCGUGGCGCAAGGAGGCUUCAGCUACACCGCACCCGACGGCACGCAGAUCAACCUUAACUAUAUCGCUGACGACGAAAAUGGCUUCAAACCUGAGGGAGCUCACUUGCCGACUCCGCCGCCGAUUCCACCAGCGAUCCAGAAGGCUCUCGACUUCCUCGCUACUCUACCACCAGCAAGAAACUGAUCUUAGACAACUACAAUGUGGGACUACUCCUUGACGAUACUUAGCGCCAUAUGUACCUGCUGACUGACUGCCAUUGCCGCUUUGGAAACAGAAUAAAUAAAACAUUAAUCGGACACUUUGCCAAAAAAAAUAAUAGAAUACUCAUAAUUAUUUAGGAUAAAAACUGUUUCAAAAGCGGUAUUUUAUACUUAGAAAAGCAAUAAAAAAAUACAUAAAAAUGAAUGUGAAAUUACGUGAGGUAUCUGUGAUAAUAAGAUGAAUGGAAGGAAGGAAUGUGUUUGUAUUAUUUAUUAAUUUACGCAAUAAAAGCAUACUCAGUGCCAAAGAUGCAUUGCAAA